Molecule: messenger RNA, 3548 nt
Organism: Fundulus heteroclitus (mummichog)
Lineage: Eukaryota; Metazoa; Chordata; Actinopteri; Cyprinodontiformes; Fundulidae
Gene: slc24a6a
Product: solute carrier family 24 member 6a
Exons: 17
Coding region: 253-1992 (579 amino acids)
Biological process (GO): intracellular calcium ion homeostasis; calcium ion transmembrane transport
Cellular component (GO): membrane
Molecular function (GO): calcium channel activity; calcium, potassium:sodium antiporter activity
Source: RefSeq, a predicted model, not a curated record
GCCUGCUGGUGAUUCAUCAGCUGCUCCGUGUUCGCUGGAGGAGAAGCCGCUGCUGGAUGCUGAUGUCGGGCCGCCUCGCCUUCUGAGCGUCCGCCUGUAAUUCCCGAUGGAGCACCGGCACGGAGACACCGAGAAGCGGCGCCUCGGAACCGGAGAGCAACAGGCCAGCAGCUAGAUCCGGUUCGGAGGAAGAGCGGAGCCAGGCGGCAUGUUCUGAUCGUGUGAGACCGGAGAGCAGCUGCGGCUGGCGGGAUGAAGGCUCCGAGGAGACCGAGGCAGACGCCGCUCCUUCCCCGGUUCUGCGUCGGCGGCGUGGGUCUGCUCGCAGCUUUCUGGGUCUUUCGCCUCAGCGGGAUUACAGGCUCUCCUGGCAUGUUUUUAUCUAAAAGAGAGCUCAACCAGCAGGAAGAGGACAGCCAGAAUGGCACCGCUUCUAGAUCUGCUGUACAUGAGUUCCCAGAGGACAUCUUUACUCUGGGUCAGAGGAGACACGGAGCCGUCCUCCUGCAUGUUCUCUGUGCGAUCUACAUGUUUCAUGCUCUGGCCAUUGUGUGUGAUGUUUACUUUGUGCCGUCACUGGAAAAAGUUUCUGAGAACCUUCAGCUCAGUCAAGAUGUUGCCGGGGCAACCUUCAUGGCAGCUGGAAGCUCCGCCCCUGAACUCUUCACCUCUCUGAUUGGUGUGUUCAUCACAAAGGGAGACGUUGGUGUGGGGACUAUCGUUGGAUCAGCUGUUUUUAACAUCCUGGUCAUUAUUGGCCUCUGCGGCAUCUUCUCUGGACAGCCCAUCACUCUGAGCUGGUGGCCUCUGUUUCGUGACGCUGUUUUUUACAUCCUGUCCAUACUGGUGCUCAUUCUGGUAAUCUAUGAUGAAAGGGUCCUGUGGUGGGAGACCAUCAUCCUGAUCUCCAUGUACGGGAUCUAUAUAAUCAUCAUGAAGUUCAACAGACGCCUGUGUUGCCUGGUGGAGAGACACUGCAGCGUGGACGGUCAUCCGUGUCUGAGCAGUCUGCGGCGGACGACCGCCGUCGGAAACGUUGGAGACGGUGAAAACGACAUGGUGCCGCUGAAGCCAGACUCAUGUGUGGUGGCUGGUCAAGACUCGGCCGUGGUGACGGCGGAUGAUCUCCUGAACCUUCACUCUCAUCAGCUCACCUUUUCAGAGAGGCAGAGGCUGAUUCGGGCUCGGCUGAGCCCAGAGGAGGUCGCGGGUCUGGGCGAGGACGCUGGUGGAACCUGGGGGAGAGAAAACGGGGCGGCGGCUGAAGGAGAAAGGCCGCUGCACGAGGGAGAGAGGGACGGGGGUAAGGAGGCAGGGGAAGAGACAGCUGGGGGUGCACAGCUGAAAGAGGAGGAGGAGGAAGAGGAAGACCAGGAGGAGGGAGAAGAGAACUUUCCUUUCAAACCCUUCAUCGUGCCAAGCGGCUGGUGUGUUCGACUGCAGUGGCUGCUGUCCUGGCCUCUCAGUUUCCUGCUGCACUGCACCAUCCCCGACUGUAACCAGCCGCGAUGGGAGCGCUGGUACCUGUUCACCUUCCUUUGCUCCACUCUCUGGAUAGCCAUCUUCUCCUACCUCAUGGUCUGGAUGGUGACCAUAAUCAGCUACACGCUCGGGAUCCCAGAUGUCAUCAUGGGCAUCACCUUCCUUGCAGCUGGGACCAGCGUUCCUGACUGCAUGGCCAGCCUCAUUGUUGCCAGGCAAGGGAUGGGCGACAUGGCCGUGUCCAACUCUGUCGGGAGUAAUAUCUUUGAUGUGCUGCUUGGUCUGGGCUUCCCCUGGGCGCUGAGGACCCUCAUAGUCAGCUAUGGAUCAGUGGUGACAAUCAACAGUAAAGGCUUGGUGUACUCUGUUAUUCUGCUGCUGGCCUCGGUCACACUCACUGUCCUGUGUGUCCAUCUGAACCGCUGGAGAUUGGACCGCAGGCUGGGCCUCUGUCUCCUGCUGCUUUAUGCCAUCUUCCUUCUCUGCUCCGUCGGCUUUGAAAGGCUGUAGAGCGGGAACAAACAGAAACAAACAUGGACAGGCUUCCUUAAUGGUUUUCCUUCUUCAGUGACGCCGUCAAAUCUUCACAGACAUGCGUUUUAAUUUAAUAUCCACGUGGCUGUACAUGUUACCGAGACACCAGAUGUCUUUAAGUGAUGUUUACCUUUGAUAAAUGAGUAUUUUAAAUAAUUUUGUACUACAGAACCCCAGAAGAAAGGCACUUUGUGUCAUCAGAAAUUUCUAAAUUGUCAAAUGUAUAUUCUUGAACCUGAAAGUGAGUUCAGAAAUUUGUAUCUGUGAAACAUAACCUCAGAAAAAACGAUUGUUUAGGUUUAUAUAUUUACUUCCCGGUUUGUGCACUUUUAUCAUAUGUUAGUGUCACAAUUUUCAUCACAGUUCUUGGCUGAAAUCGACAUCAUGUUCCCAAUGUUUGCACUAAGUCACUGUUAUUCUCCCCAAAAAGCUUACCAAAACAAAAUGUCCAUUCCAAGAGUCUUUGAGAGGUUCCUGACGUUUGAGUGCAAUAAUUGUUCUGCACAGACGCUCCUUUGUGCCUGAAAAUGUAUCACCUUUCUUUUAAUCUCUUGCACUUCAGUCCAAACAUUUGAACAGAAAUCUGUGUGAAUGACCACUUUUUUUUGCUGAGUUCCAAAAAAGAAAACAACCAUUUGCAUCAGAAAAAUAUUACCAUCUAUUUAUGUAUGAAAAAAAAAUUAUUUGUCAAGAUGUUGAGUACUAUUUAUUUAUCUGAGUAUUUUGAGGUAGUUGAGUUUAAUACGUAUGACUUUCUGUAUUUCAUGUAGAAGACAAAAACCUAUGUUUUUGUACCCAUUUGUUGCAGCGCAUUCAGUGAAAAAAAUUCACUGAACUUUGUCCAUUGCCAAAAGCAGAAUAUUUUAAACUAAAAUAAAACUCUGUUGUGAUUACCAUCACCAGAAUUUUUUUUUUUUUUUGCUGCAUUUUAGUCUGAUUAGUCAAGCCAGACCUGCUCACUUUCUCCCGGACUUUGUACAGAUAUCAGCUACUGACAGAGAGCAGGAUUCAGCACCAGGGACAGCUCCACUGUACUCUGGUUUAAAGAGCUGUCCCAGUUCUGACCCAACAUGAUUCAUGUUCAAGGCAAAAGUCCUGACACUGACAGAAAAUGUGUGUUUUUUUGUAAGCUUUACUACUCUUCCAGCUUAAAUCUUUUUUGGCAGAUGUUUUUUUUAAUUGUAUGGGGAAGUUUAUUUACCAACAUUUUAGUCGAAAAAUGCACCUAGUUUAUCAACCUUUCUUACCCAAGGUUUCCUAAAAUUCACUCUGGCACACUAGAUAUCAGCUUCUGGGCCAAAUCGUGACUGAUGGUGACCCAUUUUUUCUUUAUCACGGCUUGGCACUGCCCACUUAUCAGCUACUUCAAGAUAUCGCUGUGCUGAAAAAAGAACCGUUCAAGACCAAACGUCUCUUGGAUCGAUGGGAUAUAUACCUAAACUUGUCGCAAAUAGAAGCAAAAUUGUGUUUGAUUGAUCAUUUCUUUGCUGUAACAAUGUUUCUUGGUAAUAAAUCUUAGAUUAUGGAAAAAG